Messenger RNA from Chrysemys picta bellii (western painted turtle), 6442 nucleotides. Lineage: Eukaryota; Metazoa; Chordata; Testudines; Emydidae. The record is from RefSeq and is a predicted model, not a curated record.
GGGGGCCAACCAGUUCUGCGGCACCUGUUCGCGCACAGGGGGUGGGCUCUCGCGCUCGGGAGGCGGCGGCGUCCUCGUAAAGGGUCGGGGAGUUUCGGAGGCACACAGCAAUGUUUGGAGUAGCAACGGCGGCGCGAGGGCCCCUGUAGGUGGCUCGUGCCUCACGCCCAGCAGCUGUAGCAGGAGUGUGCAUUGCUUGGAAGGAUUAAAGGGGAAAAAAUGUUUUCCUUGAAGGAUGCUGUGAUGGGUGCCUCCACUUUCUUUGCUUCAGCUCUGCCACACGAUGUCUGUGGAAGCAAUGGUCUUCCUCUGACGCCAAACUCCAUUAAAAUUUUGGGCCGUUUUCAAAUCCUUAAGACAAUCACCCAUCCCAGACUUUGUCAGUAUGUGGACAUUUCUAGAGGAAAGCAUGAGAGGCUGGUGGUGACUGCUGAACACUGUGAAAAGAGUCUGGAAGAUUUGCUGCGAGAGAGGAAACCUGUGAGCUUUUCAAGGAUUUUACGCAUAGCAUUUGAGGUAUUGCAGGGUUUGCAAUAUAUGAACAAACAUGGAAUGGUCCACCGAGCACUCUCCCCUCACAAUAUCCUCCUGGAUCGAGAGGGACAUAUUAAAUUGGCUAAGUUUGGACUAUACCACAUGACAGCUCAUGGUGUUGAUGUUGAUUUUCCUAUAGGGUACCCAUCAUACCUGGCACCUGAAGUAAUUGCACAGGGAUUUGUCAAACCUAGUGAUCACACUCAAUGUGAGAAGCUGCUGCCCUCUGGCCCUAAAUCAGAUGUGUGGUCUCUUGGUAUUAUUUUAUUUGAGCUUUGUGUGGGUAGAAAACUGUUCCAGAGCUUGGAUAUAGCUGAAAAACUAAAACUUCUGCUUACAUUAGGCUGUGUGGAUGACAUUGUAACCGUAUUAGCUGAAGAACAUGGUUGUCUGGACAUUAUUAAGGACCUUCCUGAAAAUGCCAUAGCUCUGCUGAAGAAAUUCCUUACAUUUCAACCUUCCAAAAGGCCAACUCCAGACCAGUUACUGUGUGACAAUGUGUUCAGUGAAGUGGCCUCUGUAUACCCACCCUUCCACAAACCUGCCAGUCUGUUCUCCUCCUCUCUGAGAUGUGCUAAUUUAACUCUUCCAGAGGACAUCACUCAGCUGUGUAAAGGUAAAAAUGAAGACUGUGAUUACCUAGCAGAAAGAUCGAUUGAGGAGGUAUAUUAUCUCUGGUGUUUGGCUGGAGGAGACUUGGAGAAAGAACUUGUUAACAAGGAAAUCAUUCGAUCAAAACCACCCAUCUGCACGCUCCCCAACUUUUUGUUUGAAGAUGGUGAGAGCUUUGGGCAAGGACGAGAUAGAAGUUCCCUCCUAGAUGACACAACUGUGAUACUGUCGCUGUGUCAGCUCAGAAAUAGACUGAAAGAUGUUGGUGGGGAAGCAUUUUAUCCAUUGCUUGAGGAUGAGCAGUCAAAUUUACCCCAUUCAAACAGUAAUAAUGAGCUAUCUGCAGCGGCCAAUCUUCCUCUGAUCAUCCGAGAGAGGGACACAGAGUACCAGCUACACAGAAUUGUUCUGUUUGACAGGCUACUGAAGGCUUAUCCAUACAAAAAAAAUCAAGUCUGGAAGGAAGCCAGAGUUGACAUACCUCCACUUAUGAGAGGUUUAACCUGGGCUGCCCUGCUGGGGGUUGAGGGUGCCAUUCAAACAAAAUAUGAUGCCAUUGAUAAGGACACUCCAAUUCCUACAGAUAGACAAAUUGAGGUUGAUAUUCCUCGCUGUCAUCAGUACGAUGAGCUGCUGUCAUCGCCAGAGGGUCAUGCAAAGUUUAGACGGGUAUUGAAGGCCUGGGUAGUUUCCCAUCCUGAUCUUGUGUACUGGCAAGGUCUUGAUUCACUUUGUGCACCAUUUCUGUACUUGAAUUUUAACAAUGAAGCUCUUGCCUAUGCCUGCAUGUCUGCUUUUAUUCCCAAGUACCUGUAUAACUUCUUUUUGAAGGAUAAUUCUCAUGUCAUUCAAGAAUACCUGACAGUGUUCUCCCAGAUGAUUGCAUUCCAUGACCCAGAGCUGAGUAACCAUCUCAAUGAAAUUGGCUUUAUUCCAGAUCUGUAUGCUAUUCCUUGGUUUCUCACUAUGUUUACACAUGUCUUUCCACUGCACAAGAUUUUUCAUCUGUGGGAUACAUUACUGCUUGGCAAUUCUUCCUUCCCAUUCUGUAUUGGAGUGGCUAUUCUGCAGCAACUGCGGGACCGGCUUCUGGCUAAUGGAUUCAAUGAAUGCAUUUUGCUCUUUUCAGAUUUACCAGAAAUCGACAUUGAACGUUGCGUCCGUGAGUCAGUCAACCUUUUUUGCUGGACCCCUAAGAGUGCGACAUACAGGCAACAUGCACAGCCUCCAAAGCAAGCCAGUGACUGCAACGGCUCAAGAAGUUCAAUGUCCUGCUUCACAGCAGAUUAUCAGGAUGCACCUAAAAGUGACCUGUCUAGGGACUCUAUCCAGUUGAAUGACCUGAAGGCGGAAGUGUCGCCACGGAUUUCAGCAGAAGAUCUGAUUGACUUGUGUGAGCUGACGGGACCUAGUCACUUCAAAACGCCUACAAAGAAAACCAAAUCUAGCAAGCCAAAACUGCUUGUAGUUGACAUCCGUAAUAGCGAAGACUUUAAUCGUGGCCACAUUUCAGGCAGCAUCAACAUUCCAUUUGGCUCAGCAUUCACCACGGAAAGAGAGCUCGUCCAGUGCCCUGCUACUGCCACGCUCCAGAGCUUCAAAGGAAGAGUUGUUGUGAUUGUAGGACAUGUGGUGAAGAACACGGCUUCUUUUGCAGCUCAUCUAGUGCAAAUCAAAUAUCCAAGAGUCUGCAUUCUGGAUGGAGGCAUAAACAAGAUCAAGCCAACUGGUCUUCUGACAGUUCCUUCUCCACAGAUAUAAGCAACUACAAAUUUUGAGAGAAUUUAAAGUUAAAGGGUUCUGUCGACUGUGUGUGAGCAUCAUAAACCGUAAGGGCAUUAUGACAUCUGCGGUAUACAGAAAUCCAAAUGAUCAGUGUCUUUCCAUGGGAUCUGGAGUGAAGGAGCUUUGAUUUUAUCAUUUGACAUGGAACUUCAGUUGGACUGGAUGAAAAAUGUGAAGCUUUAAAUCUUGCAAGGGACUUCCUUCAGCAGCAAUGAAAUCUGCAUCAAGCAUUGUCAGGUUCCAGUAUAAAAGAAGUGUAGCUAAGGUGCUCAGAAGGAUGGGUGGCAAAGGGGAGAGAAUGCCUUUUGGAAGGUAGGGCUCCACGACUAGUAUCAUCUAGGACUCAUUUGAACCUUAAGGCCUAGGAAGUUUUCCCUGUUUCUUUUUCCAGAUCCAGACUAACAUGGCUACCCCUCUGAUACUGGAUAAGACAAAUUAUUGUCAGAAGGUGUGAUUGUUUUAUAUGCUGGAAGAGAGGAUGAUGCACACCGGGAAUAUGUAGGCUUAUUAUUGAGCAAGAAAGCUACUAAAGCACUGAAAGAAUGGAAACCUGUAAACUCAAGAAUAACGACUACUCACUUUGUGACGAACCUCACAAAAGUCACAGUUGUUCAGUAGUAUGUGCCAAUAAACAACAGAAAAGAAUGGUUCAAAGACCGUUUCUAUUGAUUGCAGAGCCUCCUUUACCAGAUCCGUUAAUAUGUCAUUGUCUCAUGGAAGAUCAAAAUGCACAGGUUGGUGGUGGUAAUAUUGAUAUGAAUACAUUAUGGGCAGAUGUGGCAUUCCCAAGACAGAUGACAAUGGUGAAUGUUUUGUUGAACUCUGCAUCCUAAGAUAUCUUUGCAUUGGGAUUACACUUUUCCACACAAGGAAAGCCAUAAACUGACAUGGAUAUCAAAUGAUGCUUCGCCUAGAAACAGUGUUUUGUAUUAUUUUUAAUAGGAUGAAAAUUUCUGUUGACAAAGUACUAUGAGAGGAAUAGGCUGGAUUUCGAGCCAGAAGGUUGUGUUCAGACCAGAUUUUCGCAUUUGAGAAGACUCAUUGAGCGAGAUUUAAAAUUCCAGCAGAAGAUAAUUUCCUUGAUUUCACAAAAUCAUUUGAUAGUGUCCACACAGAAGCCCUCUGGAAGAUCCUGAGACACUAAGGAAUUCCAGCAAGGAUUGUUAAUUUGGUAAAAGCUUUGUAUGCCAAGUCUGUGUGCUGCAUCAGGACAGAGAGCAGAGACCCACAAUGGUUUAAGAUUGUUACUGGCAUAACGCAAUCUUCUCCUACCUUGUAAUGAGAAAAGUGACCGUGGCUGCUGAGGAUAGUGAUGUUUUGUUUGAGCAAGAGAAAAGAUGCAAGAUUUAGAUUUUGCAGAUUAUAUAGUUGUAUAUGGGUUGUAUAUGUGUCUGGAUGUGGGCUUGAAUGGCAGAGUCAACCACCCAAAUCUCCCUCAUGUGAGAACUGGUGACACAAGAAGGAUGCUCUUUGGGGCAUCUGUUAUCUGGAAUUUAAAGCCAUGGAGUAUACAUUGAAGGAGUUGAUCCCUUCCCAGGAAAACAGAACUUCAUCAGCCAGACGGCUGUACCUUACAUUGUCAUAGAGUGAGACACACUGAGCUCCUGUCUUCGAUCAGAGCUUGUGAAGCAAAUUGAUGUCAGAGAUGACUAUCUGUUUUUGGAAGAAGUCUAUAUAGUCUCCCAGAGAAGAGGAAAGAAAAUCUCAACCCUUGUCUUCUAAAUCCUGACUCUUCCGUCUCUAUUCAGGACCACACACAGAGAGACUCUCUCUCUCUCCCUCCCCCUCCACUCCCAUCCAUGUAUCCAGAACUGAGCCUUGACCUAGUCAGAGUUCCAGCAGUGAAGGAGAGAGGUCGAUGGGAGGCAGUGCCGAGGAUGUCUCUACUCUUGGUGAAAACCACAAGGGAAAAGAAUCUCAUUAAUUCUUGGCCAGGGGACGAUAUGCAGCCUGAACACUCUAUGUACACACAGCACAUUCCCCAUCAUACAAUACAGCGUCUAAUUGCUGAAUGCUUCUAGGCUGAUGUUGAAAGCCUGCCAAGCUGCCAAUCACAAUCUAAAGUGUAAAACAGCUUGGAAAGCCCCUGUCAGUGAAGAAGAGUCAGUAUGGCAGAAGAUUGGAAUAUUGAGCAUAAUACAGAUCUGUCAGUCUAUCAUCACUGGAAGAAAGAAUAUCAUUUGAGUGUACACAAAGGGUCUAAGAUGCAACAGACAACUUCCAAACGGUGCCGUCAGGAGCCCCAGUCAUGGACUAGGAUCCCACUGUGCUAGGUGCUGUACAAACAUAGAACAAAAACAGGGUCCUGCCCCAACAAUCGAACUGUACAACAAGCAACAGCAGAUGGAUACAGACAGAUGGAGUGCAAAGAAACAAUCCAACAAUAUUGGUCAGCAAGGCAAUGGUAUCCGCACCGGGGCAGCCAAACCAUUGUCAAACUUUUUGUGGGCAUCACACCAAGGUCUCGGAGGGGAAUCGUAGCUGUUGAAGCUGGGAUUCACAAGACGGGGACUGAGGUGCUGCAUUGGAACAGGAGCACUGGAACCUGGGUCUCUCACCGCCCAGGUGAGUGCUGGGGCUGGUGACAAUUCAAUCGACUCCAUCAAUCAAAUCAGACAGAGUAAUCACUAGAGGUGAGUGAUGAACUAUCGAGGGGCUGUUUGGAAGGUGAGCCAUUACAUGCUGUACACCAACAAAGUGAAAAUGUAGCUGUUUAUAGUAUUAAUUUUGCCUCUUGCUGUAAUGUUCACUUAUUUAAAUGUAAGGAUUUGUUUAACUCAUUCAAGCAUAGACAGUGGCAUAAUAUUGUUGUAUACUGCAAUACUGAUGAAAGGUCCAUUCACUACUUCCGAAAUUAAUCAAAAUCCAGAGAUCCCAACUUCUAUUGGUACAUGCCUGUACAUAUGCAUGUUGAAUGGGCAGAAAUAAUGCACUGACCUGUAAUAUACCAUCUGCACUAACAAAACUUCCAUAUGCCCAGUCCUAAUUGCAGAAUGAUUAAAACCUGAGUGGGUCUUUCUUCUGUGGAUGGAAUAGAUCCCUAUUCUAGCCAUUUUACCAGGACCUCGAAGGGCUGUAAUAUGAUUUGGUAAAACAGUUAAAACGUAUCUUAGUACAAAGUAUAUUUUAAUCCUUUUAGGAUGAGCUACUAAAUCCAAAACCAUGGUAGAUUUAUUGGGACAUAUCUCGUCUUAGCGAGAGUUUGAAAUAAGGCCUUUGACAUCUUGCAAUGUCAUCCGUAUGGACAGAGUGUGCAAGACUAGACACAGGUUUUUGUUGAAACCAGAAAUAACUUUUAUAAGAUCAUAUAUAAUUAUACAUUGCGCUUACAUUAGUAAUUUACAUUUAAUUAUUUUAAAAGGUCAUAAGGCCUUUUGUCUUCUUCCCCUUUUUGAAAUUUUAAGGUUGUCUCCCUAGAACAACAAUCUAUUAAGUUUGCUUCUAACUUUCUUAAAUAUAAAGAUAAGUUUGUCAAAUUUAAAACUGAUCUCAAUGCUGAUAGUAAAGCUUU